UUUCAGUUCAUUAAUUAUCAGUGCUACUCAGUUAUGUCCAUGUUUAAUUCGAUAGGGUUUGAAGCUGAAGUCAAGUGCUCUGCCAAUAAGUUUUAUAGAUUUUUUAAAAACAACAUAACCCAACUUGCGAAUCACUUUCCCGAAAAUUAUAAGAGCAUUCAAGUUAUUGAAGGACUUGGUCUUAGUGUUGGCAGUGUCAGGCUCUGGAUACAAGAACUCGAUGGUAGUCUUAUCACCACCAAGGAGAGGAUGGUAUACGCGAACGAUGAAACUAAGUCGAUCACUUGGAGCUUUUUGGAAGGACCUGUGACAAAUAUUCAUCCAACCUUUCAGAUAAAACUCCUCUCUGUAACUCCGACCCGUGAGGGAGUCUGUAUGGCGAAAUGGGCUGUGAAUUUCGAUAACAUAGGAGGAGAUUCCCCUAUUCCAUCUGCUUUUAUUGAUUCGAUACGUAUGGUUUCCGCUGAGUUGCCUUCUCGGCUACUUGCAGAGCGCUAAUUAAACAGCUCUUUAUGUCAAAUAAAAGCUAUGUAGACCUACUACAUUUGAUGAUUAAGCGAAAAAAAAAAACAAAAAAAAAAGAAUGUAGCCUGAGGCAGAACUAAAGAGAUUAUAUUUCGAAAUACAGAAGUUAGUUCAUCGAUUCCAUGUGAUCACAGCUAGUCUUUCAAUAACUAAGAU
Molecule: messenger RNA, 681 nt
Organism: Papaver somniferum (opium poppy)
Lineage: Eukaryota; Viridiplantae; Streptophyta; Magnoliopsida; Ranunculales; Papaveraceae
Product: major latex protein 146-like
Exons: 2
Coding region: 34-498 (154 amino acids)
Biological process (GO): defense response
Source: RefSeq, a predicted model, not a curated record